This is a messenger RNA of Baudoinia panamericana UAMH 10762, 1272 nucleotides long. RefSeq lists its product as uncharacterized. Gene Ontology annotation, molecular function: proteasome binding. The record is from RefSeq and is a predicted model, not a curated record. Gene Ontology annotation, biological process: proteasome assembly. NCBI's taxonomy places the organism in Eukaryota, Fungi, Ascomycota, Dothideomycetes, Mycosphaerellales, Teratosphaeriaceae. Bases 1 to 1272 code for a protein of 423 amino acids. The transcript is spliced from 2 exons.
AUGCCGCCCAUAUCGGGCUUGGUGCAUUGGCACCACUACGUCGCACGCAAUCUGAAGACGAUCAGGACUGCUUUGACGAAAGCGGCACGCCUCGUCGAUGCGUCGCUCGGCGGCCAACCACAAGCCAAACUCGAGCCGGUGCUUGCUCGCAACGCGCCAAAGCAACCGCUCCACCCACUCGCCCGCAUCAGACAGAGCCAGUCUCGCUGGUACAGCACUGCAAAAAGCGCCGUCAACAGUAGCACCCGGCAGUUCACAACUACCGCCUCUGGUCGAGCUGGACCGAAGUAUGACCGCGCCUCAUUCCCAAAGUCAAGAGUCAGCGCGCAGAUCAAUCAGUCAUCAGGCAGGGCGCCUUUCGCGCACACCCUACGGCCAAACCUUACUGGUGGUACCCUUGGCCGGACGGCUGGCGGAUACACGCUCGGAUCUGGCAGGGUAGGUGGCGCCAGAUACUUCUCGCAUACGCCUGCGGCACAGGCACAAGUGGUCAACAAUGUGUCGCAAGCCGUUCGUGCGUUCUUCGUCGGUGGGCAGAAGGCGCAAUUCGAUGGUAUGUCGCCGAGAGGCGAGAAGCGCUACAAGGCGGUGACUGCGCUUCAAGAUGAGACUGGUCGUAAGAUGAGGAGCAUACCGAGAGCUUCGCCAGGGUCAUACGUUGACUUCCGCAUUAACCCGACGGUGACUGCGAUCACUCCAAUGACCGCCGUGACUGGUUUCACCGAGAGCGAGGCCAGCCCAUUGGAUCACCUCAACACCGACGGCUUGCUUGAUGUCCUUUCUGUCGAUUUCUCGCGGGCCCUCAAGGAUCUUGCUGCUAUCAUGAAUGAUUUCAGGCGUCUAUCAGCGCUAGGUGAUUUGCCUAUUACUUAUGAAGGCUCCAAUCUGCGCAUCCACUUCCCAGGCUGCGACGCAGACACGGUGGAGCGCUUGUGCGAGGAACUGGGCGUCAGCCGUGGAGUGGUUCACCAAGACGCAGCAUUCGAUGCGUUCACAGGCACCGAGAUCGCCUUGCUCUUUCCAUUCGCGCCGAGUCAGGCAGCUUCAAAUACCGACACGCCAGCAUACUCGACCCAGUCUGCGAGAUCAGACUCCGACUUGGAAGAUGCGGUGCUGAUGAACCCGAGGCUGUCCACCUCGUCUGAGUACGAGUCCGUCCGUUCCGGUACGGAUAGCAGCGGCUAUGCAUCCGAUAGGCAUAGUCCACUGGAGUAUCAGGGCUUCGAAGGCAUUUAUCGGUUCAUCGAAGAGCUGGAUGCGGUGCGGAAAUAA